Pelmatolapia mariae (spotted tilapia) is the source of this 816-nucleotide messenger RNA. RefSeq names its product CD209 antigen-like protein C. NCBI's taxonomy places the organism in Eukaryota, Metazoa, Chordata, Actinopteri, Cichliformes, Cichlidae. Bases 1 to 816 code for a protein of 271 amino acids. The record is from RefSeq and is a predicted model, not a curated record. The transcript has 4 exons.
AUGCAUGUAUUUUAUGAUGAUGUGCCCAACACAGUCACCCUAGGCAAAUCUCAGUGGGAAAUGGAGACAGUGAUGCUACACAAGCUUGUUGACAACGUGACCAGUGAGAGAAACCAGUUACAGACCAGUUACAAGAACCUGACAACUGAACGGGACCAGUUACUUACGAUUUUCAACAACUUGACAACCAAACACGACCAAUUACAGGCCAGUUACAACAACUGGACAACUGAACGAGACCAGUUACUUACGAUUUUCAACAACUUGACAACCAAACACGACCAAUUACAGGCCAGUUACAACAACCGGACAACUGAACGAGACCAGUUACAGAACAGGUCCAACAAUCUGGUUAAAGACAGAGACCAGCUGCAGGAAAGACUUGCAAACAUGACUGCAAACAGAGACGAUCUUCAGAAACAGCUUCAAGACUAUCAACAAAACUGGGUGGCUUCAAAUGGUAGUUUGUACCAAAUUUCUUCGGAGCAGAAAUCCUGGGAAGAAAGCAGACAAAACUGUCUUCAAAAAAGUGCAAACCUGAUAAUUAUCAACAGCCAAGAAGAACAGAACUUUGUGAAUCAGCUGAAGAAGCAUUUGUGGAUUGGACUGACUGACUCACAGACAGAGGGGACAUGGAAAUGGGUAGAUGGGACUCAAGUGACCAAAAGCUACUGGAAUCAGGGGAAUAAAGAGCCAAAUGGUGACACAAAGGAAAAUUGUGGAGAGAUAGAUGUUUACAAUUCAAAUGACAGCUGGAAUGAUGCACCAUGUUCCAUUGCAAAAUUCUGGAUAUGUGAGAAGAGAGUUUCUCCAUAA